UCGAUGGAAUCCCAAGAGCACUGUUAUCAUCAUGUCACAUACAUACGCAACCCCCGCUUCAAUCAUUACGAUCUCUAUUCUCUUUCCUGUCUUGGGCACUUUAACGGCGAUCCUGCGCUUCUAUACCAGAAGGAAGACAAAAUCUGUGUUGUGGAUUGACGACUGAUUGACUCUGCCUGCACUGGGACUGGAAUAUGUACUCGCCACCCUGAUGCAAUGGGGAGCAACAACAGGAUCCUUAGGGGGUCGUCUUCCUCAACCCGAUGACCCACGCCCAGAUGCUUACAUCUUCUCGAACUCUGAUCAACAAAUCAGGCUCUUACAGAUCCAAUAUGUCGCUGACAUAGUGACAGUCUGGGCAGUUGGUUUUGCAAAACUCAGCAUUCUCUAUUUCUAUCGCAGCAUCUUCUGCAGUAGACGGACCAUUCGCACUGCCUUCCACUCUGUGACCAUGUGCAUGAUAGUGCUCGUCUCAGUUUGGACUGUAGUCUUUGGCAUUGGUUUAAUCUUCAUCUGCGGUGCCCAUCCCGUGGACGCCUGGGGGACUCUUGCGGUUGUUACAACCGAAUGUAGUCUACAGGUCCCGAUUGUUGAGGGAUAUGCCAUUUCUGACUUCAUUAUGGAUGUGAUUAUAUGGCUACUACCCCUGCCACGGAUAUGGAUGUUGAACAUUUCCGUUCGCCAGAGAAUGGCACUUGGGCUCAUAUUCCUCGUUGGUCUCUUGGCAAUCGCAGCUUCUGCAACACGAAUGGCUAUCUACAUCGCACAUCUCAUCAAUCCCUUCGCCCAAUCAGAUGGAGAAACACUCGUCAAAUACCUCCUGUUCUGGACCAUGAUCGAAUGCGGUCUCGGUGUCAUCGUUAUCUGCCUCCCUUCCUUACGGCCAUUGUACAGAAAACGCGAGUUGAACUCUCUCAACAUCAGUUUUAAGAAAUACCUGUACCGAAAUCCCCAGUCUACGACAUCGAGCGCUAUACGAAUCAAUAGCCUAAACGGCUCGGCAAAUUCUAAAUCGUUUAAUGCAAACCUUGUUAGACCAUGGCAUUCCGGGCCAACAACAUCUAUUGCAGCUGGGCGCAACGCUUCGAUGGCCCAACCUCCGUCAAACACAGAGCAAAAAAUUCACGUCACGCGGGAAAUAGAGCUAACUAGGCUAGGCUCGAGCUAAUGCACGGUGACUUGGCUAGGAAGCAGUAGGCAGCACAGCCCUGGUCAGUUUGAUCGCUAUUAGUACCUUUCCAGUCCUAGGUGACGGGCCAAUAAAUGUCGAUGGGAUCAGCCUUUAGAGUUGAAAUAACCCUGAACAACAUGCAUAAGUAGGCUCACCGUAUGACAGUGUCUUACCUUCUGACCAGC
This is a messenger RNA of Aspergillus vadensis CBS 113365, 1356 nucleotides long. RefSeq lists its product as uncharacterized. The record is from RefSeq and is a predicted model, not a curated record. Lineage: Eukaryota; Fungi; Ascomycota; Eurotiomycetes; Eurotiales; Aspergillaceae. The coding region runs from base 212 to 1168 and encodes 318 amino acids. The transcript has 6 exons.